Messenger RNA from Cuculus canorus (common cuckoo), 1853 nucleotides. It is a transcript of the gene IRF7, whose product is annotated as interferon regulatory factor 7. Gene Ontology annotation, biological process: immune system process; regulation of transcription by RNA polymerase II. Gene Ontology annotation, cellular component: nucleus. Gene Ontology annotation, molecular function: protein binding; RNA polymerase II cis-regulatory region sequence-specific DNA binding; DNA-binding transcription factor activity, RNA polymerase II-specific. Bases 111 to 1592 code for a protein of 493 amino acids. The transcript is spliced from 10 exons. The record is from RefSeq and is a predicted model, not a curated record. Lineage: Eukaryota; Metazoa; Chordata; Aves; Cuculiformes; Cuculidae.
UUUCCCUUUCGGGACGUGACGCGGCUUCCAGGAACCCGGGGCGGUGGCGAAGGAGCACGAAAGCGCCGGGCAGGAGCGGUCCCACCCCGCCCACCACCCCGCCGCGCGCCAUGGCGGCCUCCGACACGCAGGGGGCCGCCCCGAAGCUGCGGUUCGCGCCGUGGCUGCUCAGCGCCGUCGACAGCGGGAGGUUCCACGGGCUGCGAUGGACCGAGCCUGGCCGAGCCUUCCGCGUCCCCUGGAAGCACAACGCCAGGAGGGACCUCACCCGCACAGACCUCGAGGUCUUCAAGGCCUGGGCAGAGGCGAGUGGGCGGUAUGAGGGGUGCCCUGAGCAACCAGCCAAAUGGAAGACCAACUUCCGCGGUGCCCUGACAAGUACUGGCAUGUUCAAGCUGCUGGAGGACAAUUCCAAGUCUGGUGAUGACCCGCACAAGGUCUUCACCAUUGUUUCCGGCAAUCAUGGGCCCACAAAGGGCUGUGUUGGAGAUGAGAUGGAGCUCAACCCCGAAGAUGUACCCCCAGAAAUCACCCUCCCAGGCAGCACCGACCCCACACAACCCCUAAUGCUGGAGGACAUGGAGAUAUUGCAACAGGUGCUGCAGCUGUGCAACAUCUCCAGCCGUGACCUAGAUUCCCCAGCCCCAUCCUGGGUGCCUGCAGGGGACAUCCGCCACCAAAACACCCUGCUCCAGCCUCACCCAGAUCUCAGCCAAAACAGCUGCUUUCCCCUGCCAGCACAUCAGCAAUGGUUGCCCAUGGCAGAGGAGCCCCUGUUGGGUGCCUGUAGCAACCUGGACCCCAUGCUGAUGGAGGAGAAAGGGGCCAUGCUACCACCGUGCCACACACCAGAGGUCACGGUUCCCAUGCCAUCCCCAGGGGAAGCCAUACUCUCCGCCCCCACCACCAGUCCUGUGCCACCGCCACAGCCACCAGAUGAUAACACAGAUGGCAUCAUCUCAAUCCUGGACAUUAGCAUCUACUACCGGGGGAAGCUCUUCCACCAGGAGGUGGUGAGAAGCAGCCAGUGCCUGCUGGUGUACCAGACCUCUGACCCGGCAGUGGCCCUGCGCCCUGGGCAGCUGGUGCACUUUCCCAGCCCCGCUGAGCUGGCUGAUGGCAAGCAGCGACGUUACACCGAGAAGCUGCUGUACAGCACAGGACUGCAGCUGGAACAACGCGACUGCAAGCUUUUUGCCACCCGCUUGAAGAAGUGCAAGGUCUUCUGGGCCCUGUCCCAGCAGCUUGAGUGCAUCGGAGACCCACCACCCAAUCAGCUCUGCCGGGACCAGGAAACCCCCAUCUUUGACUUCAAUGAGUUUUGCACAGAGCUGAGGGACUUCCGCAAUCACCAAAGGCAACGGUCGCCUGACUUCACGAUCUACCUCUGCUUCGGGCAGUCCUUCAAGCGCAAGCCCAAGGAAUCCAAGCUCAUCCUGGUCAAGCUGGUGCCCAAGUUCUGCGAGUACUGGUACGAGCAGGUGCUGCGGGAGGGAGCCUCCUCCCUUGACAGUGGCACCAUCAGCCUGCAGCUCUCCAACUCAUUCAGCCUCUUCGAGCUCAUUGAGCAGUACGACAUGCAGACGGACUGAUCCCCCCAGCCCUGCUCCCUGUGGCCUGGGAUAGGCACCAGCGAGCCAGGGACCACUGAGGGCCAAUACAAACCAGCAUCCCUCCAGUAACACCAUGGCAGGUUGACUAUAGUGCAGACCUUUCUUCCUCUGCUCCCCCCUACGCCAAGGAAUGCUUCGCCAGCCGGUCCUGGACCUAACAAAUCGCUUCUUCCCUGCACCAGCUGCUAACUUGUCUUUUUGUGGAAUGUGGUCAUUUAUAUAUUUAUUUUCCUAAGUGUU